UCCAAACAGCAACACAUCAGUCUCUGUCGGGGAACCAUGAAGACGCUGCCGACUCUCAUACUUCUGGCUCUGAUCUGCUUCCUGCAUCACAGCUCUGCAGGUCUAAACGGUCCAGGUAAGGUCUUUGAGGAACUAUGCUGUCCAAGCUUCAGUAAAAGGUUAAUUCCUAAGCCAAAGGUGAAACAUGUUGCGAAGACCCCGAGUCGCUGUAAAACCACAGCGAUUGUAGUCACAACUGUGUGUGAUGAGACGUCUUGUAUCGAUCCCGAAUGGAGAUGGGCGAAGAAACUGUUGGCAGAGUUUAAGAAGGCAACUGCUAACAACACGUCACCUUCUGCCCCUUUCAACUGUUCCAAGUGUGACAAACAAAAGAAACAGCAGUAAUCCAAGUGUGUGAAUGCUGGUCUUUUGUCCGUUAUUACAUGUAAUUAUCCUUUGUGUCGUCCUCCCGGGUAAAAUUGACCCUGUCUGUUUUGACUGUCCCUUCUUUCCUUCCUUCCUUCCUUCCUUCCUUCCUUCCUUCCGUCUGUCCUUCCUCCCUCCUUCCUUCUCUCUUUCUUUCCUUCCUCUCUCUUUACUCCCCUCAUUCUUUCCUCCCUCCAUCCCCUUUUCUUCCUUCCUUCUGUCCUUCCUUCCUCCCUCUCUCCUUCUUUCCUUCCUUCCUUUCCUUUCCUUCCUCCCUUCCUUCUUUCCUCCCUCCCUCCUUCUCUCUUUCUUUCCUCCCCCUACCUUCCCCCCUUCCUUCUUUCCUCUGUCCUUCUUUCCUUCCUUCCUCCCUUCCUCUUUUCCUUUCUCCCUCCCUCCCUCCUUCCUUCUUUCCUCCCUCCCUCCUACCUUCUUUCCUUCCUUCUUUUCUCCGUCCUUCCUUCCUUUCUCCCUUCCUUCUUGCCUUUCCUCCCUUCCUUGCUCCCUCCUUUCCUUCCCUCCCUCCUUCUUCUUUCCUCCCUCCUUCCCUUCCUCCUUUCCUUCCUUCUUCCUUCCUUGACUCGAGGACAACAGGAGGGUUAUGUAUUUUAUGUUAUUUUUAUAAACUCAUUUAUGCAAAUAUGUGUGUACAUUUUGAAAUGUCCAUAAUAAAUGUUGAUGUGAACUUCUGUGUUGAUUUCCAAGAAUAAAACCUGUUGAGA
Molecule: messenger RNA, 1127 nt
Organism: Scomber scombrus (Atlantic mackerel)
Lineage: Eukaryota; Metazoa; Chordata; Actinopteri; Scombriformes; Scombridae
Product: C-C motif chemokine 22-like
Exons: 3
Coding region: 37-384 (115 amino acids)
Biological process (GO): positive regulation of ERK1 and ERK2 cascade; lymphocyte chemotaxis; immune response
Cellular component (GO): extracellular region
Molecular function (GO): chemokine activity; CCR chemokine receptor binding
Source: RefSeq, a predicted model, not a curated record